UAUUUAUUUGUCAAUAUUGUUUUUGUAUCAGUUUUAUCAACAUCUAUUAGAUUAAUAUUAGAUUUUAUACUUAUUUUAACAUUAAGUGAUUUUGUAAAUCAGCUAUGCCAUUCACUUGUUCGGACAUAUGCAAGAUACUUUUUGCCGUCAUCUUUCCCCCAUUGGGCGUAUUUUUGGAGAAGGGCUGUGAAUGUGAACUAUUGAUUGCCAUAGCGUUAACAUGUCUCGGAUAUAUACCGGUCAUGCCGUUUACCUGUUCGGAUAUAUGCAAGAUCAUUUUUGCCAUCUUUUUACCCCCGUUGGGCGUACUGUUGGAAAAGGGCUGUGACUGUGAUCUACUAAUUAAUAUAUUGCUGACAUGUCUCGGGUAUAUACCGGGCAUUAUUCACGCCCUGUAUAUUAUAUUUAAAUACUGA
Molecule: messenger RNA, 416 nt
Organism: Medioppia subpectinata
Lineage: Eukaryota; Metazoa; Arthropoda; Arachnida; Sarcoptiformes; Oppiidae
Source: the annotation of a GenBank genome assembly